GCAAUAAUGCUUGUGUGUAUACAGCGACACGACACGAGACGAGAGGGAGGGUGAACUGAAAGAGAGACCCGGCUAGAGCUAUAAAGCAAGUGGGGGAAGAGAGAGAGAGAGGAGAAGGAGAAGGAGAGGUUUUUAUGUAUGUGUGGUGGACAUGCGUCCUCCUGUCGUCUCGAGAGAGCGGAGGCCCUAAUACUCCAAUCACCACGCACCAAACUAGCUAGCUAGCAGUCGUCUUGCAUUGUAGCUAGUCCAUUGCUCUCAUCUUCUCUUCUUCUUCCCCCAGUCCUCCCCCCCUUUCCCCUCUUCGGCCUCUCUCGCUCAGCUCACUCUUCAUUAAGCGAGCUCACGUCGUUCCUCCCUUCUUCUUCUUCUUAUCCGUUGUUCAAUUCGUUCAGCUAGCCGGCCAGAGAUCGAGCAUCAUCUCCAUCAUCGAUUCAUCCAUCUCAUCUUUCUCUUCUUCUAUUCUAUGUCGUCGUCGUCCCAGAUUAGAUCGAAGCUGCUAGCAGUCUAUCCAGUCUCUAGCUAGCUAGCUAGAUCAAGCCCGCAGACUAUACAAUAUAAUACAAGCUAGCUACGUGCUUAUUAUUGCUUUAUUAGUCUAGAAUAAUCUUGAUAUAUACGAUCGAACAUAUAUCUCGAUCUCCACCGAUACACACCCGGCCCUAUCCAUGCUUGAGGUGUCGACGCUGCGCGGCCCUACUAGCAGCGGCAGCAAGGCGGAGCAGCACUGCGGCGGCGGCGGCGGCUUCGUCGGCGACCACCAUGUGGUGUUCCCGACGUCCGGCGACUGCUUCGCCAUGGUGGACGACAACCUCCUGGACUACAUCGACUUCAGCUGCGACGUGCCCUUCUUCGACGCUGACGGGGACAUCCUCCCCGACCUGGAGGUAGACACCACGGAGCUCCUCGCCGAGUUCUCGUCCACCCCUCCUGCGGACGACCUGCUGGCAGUGGCAGUAUUCGGCGCCGACGACCAGCCGGCGGCGGCAGUAGCACAAGAGAAGCCGUCGUCGUCGUUGGAGCAAACAUGUGGUGACGACAAAGGUGUAGCAGUAGCCGCCGCCAGAAGAAAGCUGCAGACGACGACGACGACGACGACGACGGAGGAGGAGGAUUCUUCUCCUGCCGGGUCCGGGGCCAACAAGUCGUCGGCGUCGGCAGAGGGCCACAGCAGCAAGAAGAAGUCGGCGGGCAAGAACUCCAACGGCGGCAAGCGCAAGGUGGACUGGACGCCGGAGCUGCACCGGCGGUUCGUGCAGGCGGUGGAGCAGCUGGGCAUCGACAAGGCCGUGCCGUCCAGGAUCCUGGAGAUCAUGGGCACGGACUGCCUCACAAGGCACAACAUUGCCAGCCACCUCCAGAAGUACCGGUCGCACAGAAAGCACCUGAUGGCGCGGGAGGCGGAGGCCGCCACCUGGGCGCAGAAGCGCCACAUGUACGCGCCGCCAGCUCCAAGGACGACGACGACGACGGACGCCGCCAGGCCGCCGUGGGUGGUGCCGACGACCAUCGGGUUCCCGCCGCCGCGCUUCUGCCGCCCGCUGCACGUGUGGGGCCACCCGCCGCCGCACGCCGCCGCGGCUGAAGCAGCAGCGGCGACUCCCAUGCUGCCCGUGUGGCCGCGUCACCUGGCGCCGCCCCGGCACCUGGCGCCGUGGGCGCACCCGACGCCGGUGGACCCGGCGUUCUGGCACCAGCAGUACAGCGCUGCCAGGAAAUGGGGCCCACAGGCAGCCGCCGUGACGCAAGGGACGCCAUGCGUGCCGCUGCCGAGGUUUCCGGUGCCUCACCCCAUCUACAGCAGACCGGCGAUGGUACCUCCGCCGCCAAGCACCACCAAGCUAGCUCAACUGCAUCUGGAGCUCCAAGCGCACCCGUCCAAGGAGAGCAUCGACGCAGCCAUCGGAGAUGUUUUAGUGAAGCCAUGGCUGCCGCUUCCACUGGGGCUCAAGCCGCCGUCGCUCGACAGCGUCAUGUCGGAGCUGCACAAGCAAGGCGUACCAAAAAUCCCACCGGCGGCUGCCACCACCACCGGCGCCACCGGAUGACAUACUAUCUCGUCGACAAUACAUGCAUGUACAAUAGACGGAUGUCUAGUAGUAUAGUAGAUUGCUGCUAGCUAGCUAGCCGCUAGAGUGUAGUAGCAUAUGCAUGCCUUUUUUUUCUUCUUCUUUUUUUGCCCUUAUUAUUAAGCUGGCUAAUAGCGAUUGAGAUGGAGCUUGACACAGAUCUGCUAGCUAGCUAUUUGAGGGUUUCUCUUGUAUGCUACCUAUUGCUGCUGCUUGCUGCUGAGACAAGUAAUGUACGUACGCCUGUGCAAACGACACAUCGGAUUGUAUUGUAUUACUAGUUAUAUGAACAACAACAAUAAUAAUAGGCACAUGCAUGCCUGCCUAGUAUGUGAGCUGCUAGCUAGCUACAUGCAUGUUGCGCAUUCCUUUCC
Zea mays is the source of this 2443-nucleotide messenger RNA. RefSeq names its product golden plant 2. Gene Ontology annotation, molecular function: transcription cis-regulatory region binding; DNA-binding transcription factor activity. The record is from RefSeq and is a predicted model, not a curated record. NCBI's taxonomy places the organism in Eukaryota, Viridiplantae, Streptophyta, Magnoliopsida, Poales, Poaceae. Gene Ontology annotation, biological process: positive regulation of DNA-templated transcription. The transcript has 5 exons. The coding region runs from base 669 to 2048 and encodes 459 amino acids. Gene Ontology annotation, cellular component: nucleus.